AUGAUAACAUAUACACACAAAUUACUAAAAGAUACAAAUAUUGUAUAUAAUUAUAUUCAAAGUGAAUCAUGGAGAGAAAAAAUUGAAUUACAUCCAAAUAAAACGCUAUUUCCCUUUUUAUUAUACUUUGACGAGUUUGAAACAAAUAAUCCACUUGGGUCCCACAGAGGAGUUCAAAAAUUAGGAGCAGUUUAUAUAUCUAUGCCUUCAUUUCCUCCAGAGCUUGUAUCAAAACUUGAAAGUAUAUUUUUAGUACUUCUUUUUAAUUCAAUAGAUAAAAAACAAGUUGGAAAUACUGAAAUAUUUAAAAAUUUAAUUUCUGAGAUUAAAGACUUAGAAGAAAAUGGCAUAGAAAUAUUUAUUAAUGAUGAGUCAAUUAGGUUGUAUUUCUGUUUAGCUUUAAUUGUUGGGGAUAACUUAGGAUUACAUGGUAUGAUGGGAUUUUCCGAAAGUUUUGUUGCAAAUUACCCCUGUAGGUUUUGCCGGUGUUCGAAAACUGUUUGUCAUAAACAAUUGUUUCAAAUUGAUAAUGAUUUACGGAAUACUGAAAAUUAUGAGAUUGACGUUAAUACAGAAAACAUGUCUGAGACUGGUAUUGUCGAACGAAGUAUUUGGAAUACCAUACCUUCUUUUCAUGUAGUGAAUAAUUACUCGGUUGAUCUGAUGCAUGACAUAUUAGAAGGUGUAUGUGGUUAUGAUAUUUUCAGUAUUUUGAGGCAUUUCGUUUUUGUAAUGAAAUACUUUACUUUAGAAACUUUAAAUCAUAGAAUUAAAUUUUUCAAUUAUGGUCCCACUGAUAUCAGAAAUAGACCUCUCUUAUUGUCAGAAAAUACAUUAAAAAGUAAUUCAAACACAAUAAAAAUGUCAGCAAGUGAGAUGUGGAAUUUUGUUCGUUAUUUAGGACUGUUAAUUGGUGAUUUAGUUGAUGUAGAGUCUGAAUAUUGGAGCUUGGCGUCCACGGACCCCGUUCACGACCAAGUGCCGUUUUCCCCAUCCCGAGGUCGCCGUCAGUGGCUUUAA
Molecule: messenger RNA, 1020 nt
Organism: Acyrthosiphon pisum (pea aphid)
Lineage: Eukaryota; Metazoa; Arthropoda; Insecta; Hemiptera; Aphididae
Exons: 2
Coding region: 1-1020 (339 amino acids)
Source: RefSeq, a predicted model, not a curated record